AUGCGAGAUAUUCUCGUUCUUCCCACGACACAUGUCCCUUUGCACGACACUGCUCAAGAUCAACUAUCUCACUUUUCUCAAAAACUUUCUUGCAAAAUGGAUGAAUACAAGGAUUUUCUCGGCCAUAAUUCUGUUGUUGUCUUCGCAGUCAAUUACAUCAAAAAUCGGUUUAUACCCGCUGAAUUGUGUGCUGAAAUUGGGAAGUUGUUCGAAAUUCUCAAUGUCAAAACAGUUGCCGAAUUCAAUAAAGCGCUGGAAUCACUUCGAACAGAUUCCGAAACAGCUGUUACUGUGGAAAGUUUUGAGAAUGUCGUAAAGAGAUGGAACGAGUUUGUUAAUGAUAUCGAGAAAAAGUUGGAAGAAAAAGUCGGUCCCGUAACUACAACUGUUGAUGACGAUGAACUUCCGGAGUUGGGAGUGGGCAGCAAAACCAUAUCACAUUAUGUGAAAGGAAGUGCAUUCGAAAUGGUGCUCGUUGUGGUAGUAAGGUCUUUUAAUUCAGCCGAAGUAACACAGCAUAUUAUGGGACUUUACAACAAAAUGGAUGAGUUCCACAAAUUGGGUUGUGACGUAUAUCUGUUAACCAGAGGUCCUCCAAUUGGUAGCAGAGGCGGAGGCUAUAUCAAGUUGAUUGGCGUACCUUUUCGAAAAUUGUAUGAUGAAGAAGAAGCUCUGUCAGAAUUGAAAGCACAUCGACAUUCAGCAGUACAUUUUAUCGGAUGGGGAUCACUUUUGAAGACAGUGGAAGCAUCUUUAUCUGACGAAAUGCGGCCGCAAUCGGCAAAUAAGGAACAAAAUGAAGAUCAAGCUUCCUUCAUCACUCAGAAAGGUGGAACAGUUCUGGUCGAUAAAACGGGUAAAGUGCUCUACAAAUACGUAGAAGAUGGAAACGAAAAGUGGCCAACUGUGGAGCAACUGAUUGAUGAGGUGAAAAAAAUGGAACCCACGACGACGACGACGGCGACAACGACGAAAUCAAAAGCUGCAGUGACUACAACAGCUAAGAUCGAUUCAGAAGUAUCAGUAAAAGAGGUAGAGGAGAAGAAAAAGCCGUGUUGUGUGAUUUUGUAA
This is a messenger RNA of Haemonchus placei, 1071 nucleotides long. The record is from the annotation of a GenBank genome assembly. Lineage: Eukaryota; Metazoa; Nematoda; Chromadorea; Rhabditida; Trichostrongylidae.